Molecule: messenger RNA, 399 nt
Organism: Homalodisca vitripennis (glassy-winged sharpshooter)
Lineage: Eukaryota; Metazoa; Arthropoda; Insecta; Hemiptera; Cicadellidae
Product: chromo domain-containing protein cec-1-like
Exons: 1
Coding region: 1-399 (132 amino acids)
Source: RefSeq, a predicted model, not a curated record
AUGGAAGAGGUGCAAGGGGAGGAAGUGGUGGAAGAGGUGCACGUGGUAGCCAAGAUGGAAGUAGUGGAAGAGGAGGUGGUGGUGGAGGAACCGGAGGAAGUGGUGGUCAGAGUGGUAAUGGUGGAAAGGGAGAGAAAGGGGGACAAGGAAGUGAUGGAAGAAGAGGAGGUAGUGGAAGAGAAGGACGUGGUGGAAGGGGAGGAAGUGGUGGAGGGGGGAGUGGAAGUUGUGGAAGAGGUGCACGUGGUGGCCAAGAUGGAAGUAGUGGAAGAGGAGGAGGUGGUGGAGGAGGAGGUGGAGGAAGUGGUGGUCGGAGCGGUAACGGUGGAAGAGGAGGAAGUGGAGGAGGAGGGCAGAAUGAAAGAGGAGGAACUGAUACAAAUCUCUAAUUUCCUAUAG